GAUUUCCGUUCGCACCAGUAACGUCCUUCGAGCGUUCGCGCCCUGUAACUUUCCCUUCGAUUGAGAGCAAAAGCUAUCACCACGCUUCGCUUGAAUGUCGAGGCGUUGGACUCGCGGGAGAGGACCAAUGUAGUUUCGCUCUUUCCUGAAACGCUACCGUGUUGCCAGAGCACGUGGCUCGCUAGUCGUGGUAAACACAGCCUCGGCGGUGGGUGUUCGACCGACUCGUUAAGUGUGGAAGGAAUUCCUGCACGGCUCUCAAUGGCAUCGUCGCCGCCAUAGUAGUAUAAAGAAAGGAACCUGCAGUGACCAGCGAGGAUAGUGGAUACGACGAACAACAAUACCUCCAGUGAGACGCACGGUGAGCUGCUCGCAGGCGAUGACAACAGAUGCGGCCGCUGAUACGACGCUGCCGGACCUCGAGAAUGUCGCCCGAACCGAGCUGGGAGAGACGGCGGAAACCAGAGAACGAUGCCUGUCGCAGCUGCGACAGCUUAUCGACGCCGACACUUCCUUAGUCUGGCCAACGGACGAGAAGUUCUUGGUUAAAUAUCUUCGGGGCCGGAAGUACAAAGUGGAACUUGCCUUCAAUGCCAUGCGGAAGUAUUUCCGCGUGAGGCGGAACUCGCCGGAAUUUUUCAAGGCCCUCACGCCGUACACUGCAAGCUACGAAAAUGUCAUACUAGACAACCACCUCAUCAAGAUCUCCAAGCACAGGGAUCCCAUGGGAAGGGCUGUGGCGAUGAUGAAACUCGGGGCCUGGAACACUGGCAUUUGCCCAGUCACCGACCUGGUCAGGGCGGCUCUUGUUAUGGCGGAGUGGACGUUGCUGAACGAGGAGACUCAGAUACGGGGUGUCGUGGGCGUGUUUGACCUCAAGGGCCUGAGCAUAUCGCACCUCGCCCACUUCACUCCAUUCUUACUCGGGAAGUUGGCACAUAUUGUACAGGAUUGUUAUCCGGCACGCCGCAAAGCCGUUUACGUCACCAACAAUCCUCCUAUUUUCGAACUUCUGUUCGCUGCUCUCAAGCCUUUCCUGAAAUCCAAGCUCUUGCGGCGGUUCCGGUUUCUAGGCUGCGACCCACGUACGUUCCACGGCCUGCUCCCACCUGACUGCAUACCGGCAGAGUUUGGCGGCACCCACGAGGACUUCGAUUAUUCGAGCCAGCACAUGGACGUGACGAGCACGAGCGACUACUUCGAAUACGUCAAUCGCUUCGGGUACGGGAAAUAGCGAACAGAUGAUGCAUCAUACUCGUCCUCGGGAAUAUUUCAGGCCCCUGGCUUUGUCGUCUGUGAUAGCGAAUAGAUGUCGCGUUUUAUGCAGGUGUUUGUUAAAGAAUAUGAGUGAUUU
Dermacentor albipictus is the source of this 1354-nucleotide messenger RNA. Lineage: Eukaryota; Metazoa; Arthropoda; Arachnida; Ixodida; Ixodidae. The record is from RefSeq and is a predicted model, not a curated record.